Molecule: messenger RNA, 706 nt
Organism: Hibiscus syriacus
Lineage: Eukaryota; Viridiplantae; Streptophyta; Magnoliopsida; Malvales; Malvaceae
Product: RING-H2 finger protein ATL70-like
Exons: 1
Coding region: 138-626 (162 amino acids)
Source: RefSeq, a predicted model, not a curated record
AAAUCCACAUAAACUAAACAAUUUCUUUAGCCACUUCCAUGGCAGACCAACCCCAAUUCUUUCAUCUCUAAAAUCCCUUGUUUGUCUUCUCCUCUCAUUCUUCCAUUAUCGGAUCAUGAACACCACAUCGGCUUCGUAUGAAGACGGACCUAGGAUCCAAAAGCAUCGGUAGCUUCGGGUAUGUCAUAGGAGUGUCAGUUGGAAUCCUCCUCCUCGUCACCACCAUCACUUUGGCAUCCUAUUUCUGCACCAGGACUCAACCGUCGCAGGAGGCGCGGCCGAGAAGGACUAGACAAGAGCCUAAUAUCGAUCCUGAUAGCUUCGUCGUCCACGUAGGCCUCGACGAGGAUACUAUAAAGAGCUACCCGAAGCUGCUUUACUCGGAGGCCAAGCUCCAAAAGAAUGAUUCUACAGCCUCAUGUUGUUCCAUAUGCUUGGCGGAUUACAAAAGCAGUGACAUGCUGAGGUUGUUGCCUGACUGCAACCAUCUAUUCCAUGUCAAGUGUGUUGACCCUUGGCUGCGGUUGAACCCGACAUGCCCGGUUUGCCGGACAUCUCCAAUCCCAACACCCUUGUCCACGCCACUUGCGGAGGUGGUUCCGUUGUCGAGCAGACAAGGCGGUUGAUGUCAAUAGGAGUGUUAGUUCUGCAUUUCCUCAAUUCCUCAUCGUUAUUCACUCAAACGUAAAAUUGUUACAAGGCAAGA